AUGCGGCCGCUAGAGAUGAAGUGUGACAGCGCCGAAGAAAGUCAGAACUCAGAAGCUGCCCAACUCAAAAUGUCGAAAUCCAAUACAAUUUUAACCCUUUUACAAGGAUGCAACAGCCUUCAAAGGCUUAAAAAAAUCCAUGCACAUGUCAUCAUUAACGGUCUUCAACACCAUCCCGCCAUCUCCAACAAACUUCUCUACUUUUGUGCUACUUCAGUAGCAGGUUCCCUUUCACACGCUCAACUCCUCUUCAACCAAAUCCAAAACCCACAAACCCAAGCUUGGAAUUCACUCAUUAGAGGAUUUGCUCAGAGCCCUUCUCCUCUUCAAGCUAUUUUUUAUUACAAUUAUAUGCUUUUGGUCUCUCUUUCCCGCCCUGAUACCUUCACUUUCUCCUUCACGCUUAAGGCAUGUGAGCGAGUUAAGGCUCUAAAUAAGUGCCAAGAGCUUCAUGGCUCUGUGAUAAAAUGUGGGUUUGAGACAUGUGUUGUUGUUUGCACCGGUGUUAUCAGGUGUUAUGCUGCUAAUGGAUUGAUUGAAACUGCUGGGUUGGUUUUUGAUAAAAUGUCUGAAAGAGAUUUGGUUUCUUGGAAUUGCAUGAUUUCUUGCUACUCUCAAGGGGGUUUUCAUGUCGAAGCGUUGGGGGUUUAUGAGAGGAUGAGAAAUGAGAAGGUGGGUCUUGAUGGUUUCACACUUGUUGGCUUGCUUUCGUCUUGUGCUCAUGUGGGUGCGUUUAACAUGGGAGUUUAUUUGCAUAGAAUUGCUUCUGAGAUGGGGGUUUUGGGGAAUGUUUUUGUUGGGAAUGCUCUUAUUGAUAUGUACGCAAAAUGUGGAGAUUUGGAUUCUGCUCUUUGUGUGUUUAAUCGGAUGAAGAAGAGGGAUGUGCUUACUUGGAACUCGAUUGUUUUUGGGUAUGGUGUGCAUGGUCGUGGUGACACAGCUAUUGAUUUCUUUAGGCAGAUGUUAAUGGCAGGGUUUCAGCCCAAUUCCAUUACAUUUCUUGGUUUAUUGUGUGGUUGUAAUCACCAAGGGUUGGUUGAAGAGGGUGUUGAGUAUUUUCAGAUGAUGAUCUCUAAGUUCAAUUUGAAGCCUGGAAUUAAGCACUAUGGAUGCAUGGUGGAUCUGUAUGGACGAGCCGGGAUGCUUGAAAAGGCACUUGAAGUUAUUAGUAGUUCUCCUUCUAAGGAUUGUCCAGUUUUGUGGCGAACCUUGCUUGGCUCUUGCAAGAUACAUAGAAAUGUUGAAAUGGGAGAAAUUGCAAUGAGGAAUCUGGUUCAACUUGGGGCAUCAAGCGCAGGGGAUUAUGUGCUCCUUGCGACGAUAUAUGCUGCUUCCAAAGACCCAGAAGGAGUUGCACGGAUGAGGAAAUUAAUGAAAAGUAAGGGAAUCAAGACCACCCCUGGUUGGAGCUGGAUUGAAGUUGGUGAAAAAAUGCAUAGAUUUGUUGUGGAUGACAAGUCACAUCCAGAUACAGAAAUGAUUUAUCUAAAAUUGGAGGAAGUAAUCCUUCGAGCCCGCUCUGUUGGUUAUGUGGAAGAGAAAUCUCUUUUUGCCUUGCCUGGAUCUUCCUCUGAAGAUUGCUUGGAAUCAUCGAGCGCAUAUCAUAGUGAGAGACUAGCAAUCGCUUUUGGGUUGGCAAGUACUCCAGAAGGGACAGACCUCCGAAUAGUCAAGAAUCUGAGAGUAUGCAGAGAUUGCCAUUUAUUUACAAAGUUUGUAUCAAAAGCAUUCAAACGACAUAUAAUUGUUAGAGACAGAGUACGGUAUCAUCACUUUAGGGAUGGACUUUGUUCAUGUGGAGACUAUUGGUGAAAAUGAACAAUAGUGACAUCUUCCUUGGAAAUUAUUCAAGAUGUGCCUCAGCAUAUGAAGCUCAGGAUAUUCAGCUCCUCGAUUAAAUUCACUUGCCCUCGUUGCAACAACUGCUAGACUCGGAAGAAGAACAGGGGCACACUCCAGACUUGCCGCCCACCAUCAAUGGUUCUAGUUCCCGAUACUGGGAAAGAGACGACAACCACUGUGAUUGGAACAUCUAAUCUUAAUGAGAAAUCUGGUUCAGCUUGGGGCAUCAAGCGCAGGGGAUUACGUGUGAAUCUGUUGCUUCUAAUCUAACACUAGAAAUAGUCUCUAAACAAUAUAAAUCUUAACGGAAGAGCUUUAUGUUGUAACUUUGAUGAAUGUAAUUUAUUAGCAUGAUAAAAUUACAUCUAUUAGAUU
This is a messenger RNA of Pistacia vera, 2217 nucleotides long. RefSeq names its product pentatricopeptide repeat-containing protein At3g56550. Bases 1 to 1812 code for a protein of 603 amino acids. The record is from RefSeq and is a predicted model, not a curated record. The transcript is spliced from 2 exons. Lineage: Eukaryota; Viridiplantae; Streptophyta; Magnoliopsida; Sapindales; Anacardiaceae. Gene Ontology annotation, molecular function: zinc ion binding; protein binding; RNA binding. Gene Ontology annotation, biological process: RNA modification.